AUGCAAAGACUAUGGUCCCGCGUUGCUCCGACGCAGUCGACCUGUCGAUGCGUUCCCUGCCUUAGUACCAGCGCACCUGGAAUAACGUCCCGGGCAGCAACCGCAGCAAGCAGAAGACGCCUUCGCAUAGGGAAUUCGGUCACAGCGCUGUACACCAGUAUCUUUGCUGCCGCAGCUUUGGCAGAUGCUCAGGCCAAGGACAAGCGCCGACAUGAGUGGGCCGAGAAGAUCGCAGCCGUGAAGGAGGAGGUGAACGAAUUGGUGAAUGAAGAACAUCGACUACUAGAGGCCAUUCAGGCUCGGAGGUCACGUACACUGUUACAAGGAGCUUUACAAAAACGAUCAUUUACGACCUGGAGAUCAAUACCAACGCCGAGAUGCCACCAAUGGCUCCAAAGGAAUUCUCUCCGUCGUUUGGUCCAUGCACCUCCUCCCCGUCGUUCGGUCCAUGCAGUACAAAGUGCUGAUCUUGAGGACGACGAAGAAAUAGUCGAUGAGUUUCAGUCAAGAAAACUUCAGGAAAUUGGUGAAGACGAAGGGGAUCUUGAUGACGACACAAUAGAGCUGGAAGAUGGUUUCUUCCCUGAAGAUAUGGAAGUUCCGAAGUGGCUGUCGGACGAUAUAAUUCGACAGAAGGCCAUCCGGAAACUUGCAGUGAAGCAACUAGCGAUACGACUUUUGCUUCGCGAGUCAAUCGCACACAAUUACUCGGGUAUUGCGAUGGACCACAAGGCCGACUUUGAUAUGCCCCAACUUAAUUACUCAGAGUUGUUGUCUGAAUUAAACAAACUUCGACGCAGAAUUCGUCUUUUAAAACGCACUGAAGGUGCAUACUAUGACGAUCUGGCACAUGAUCUCCGCGUACGAUCGACUGCGGAGCUGAAAAUGGAGCGUACAAGACUCGACGAUGAAGCAGCUCGAGAUGUCUCGUUGUUUCUCAGAAACAAAAUGUCGAUACAGGAAUUGAAUCUGCGAUUAGCGAACAAUCUUCUUCAAUCAUCGGAUCCUGACCGACCAUUUUUUAUGAAGCUGAUGAUAUUAGCUUUCACCAGGUCCAUGCAGAACGAUCUUUCGGACCUGGUGCUCAAGACGGUGUUGCCGCACAAGUUUCCAUUAAAUUCUUCUCUCAUCAUUUCAAUUUUGACCUAUUACAAGAAAUCCAAAAACCUCAAAGCGUUUGAUUCGUUCCUGAAAGUGCUUCGGGGUGAAGGCUACCCGGUGGAUCUGGGCAAAUUGGGCUUUUACAAAAAGAUGGUCGUCAAUGGCGUGGAAAUAACCAUUCCCCCUGUGGCCAGUGCUAAUCCUGUCAUCUAUACGACGUUGAUCACAGCAGCUUUGCGCUUCGAACAACUGGAUCGAGCUGAUGCCUGGCUUCAAGCCGGGAGGAAACACGGCUUCACAGACGAUUUCUCGACUCUCUACGCCUAUCUGAAGUAUUACGCCAAAAGGGAAGACUGGCAAAACGGGUUGUAUGCACUCAGGAGAUCGCUUGCCUUCCUAACAGGCUCAACGCUACACUCCGAUCGGCAUGUCGAGAGACUGAUUGUGCACAUGGUGCAGCUUUGUGACUGGUGUGGAAAAUGGGACCUUGCCGAUGCCAUGAUCUCAGCCGCAAUCGACAGCGGCUUUGAUUGGAGUUCCGCCACCACAAAUCAACUUGACAUCCAAUUUGGCCGAGAUCCUCGCCUCCAUUACUGGCAGAAGAGGGUCGACAAGACGACAAUAGAGAAACGAAGUAGGCCUGCAUGGGAAAAGGCUUUUAUGUUUGCCAAGCUAUUUGGGGAGCAAUUAGAGGAUCUCGGUCUACCAGAGAAUCAGAAUCCCGCUGCCCACUGGCAGAAGAUGGUUGCCCUGCAUUCUCGGGAAGUGCUGUCGGCUAUGUCUGGCCCUCUCCGUAAACUCAAAGACGCAAAACAGACCGAACGAGCUCCCCGGCCGAACCUCAGCCGUGACGAUUUCGACUUCGUUGACCAUGACAGUUCUGACCCUAUUGAAGAACACGAAAUUUUUGCUGCGAAGAAGACGACGCGGGAGGAACUUGACAUUCUGAGAUCGGAGGUGCGGGAUUUGAAGGAAAUGGUUUACAAACUACGUCCCAGGUUUCGGCGGAACCGUGUGGCUUCCACCGACAACGGUAUAGAAACCCCAGAGGGAACACAAGACAACCUACAGAGCGCCACGGUUCACUGA
Molecule: messenger RNA, 2190 nt
Organism: Aspergillus fumigatus Af293
Lineage: Eukaryota; Fungi; Ascomycota; Eurotiomycetes; Eurotiales; Aspergillaceae
Exons: 1
Coding region: 1-2190 (729 amino acids)
Molecular function (GO): protein binding
Source: RefSeq, a predicted model, not a curated record